AUGCAGCCAUCCAGGCUUGAUGUUCUUCUCUCGACUAAGGACAUGGCCAGUCAGAAGGGAGGCCUGCUUUCAUUGGCAGUCGUAACCGCGAAUAUGAUAGGUUCUUCCGCAAAAGCCCUUCAACGGAACUGCGGCUUCUCCAUCUCUCGGAUUGGGUCGCGGUCGGAGAAUUCCAAUCCAUGGAGCCAGCCAAGGAACCUUGACAAGACGCUGUUCAAAACGAAGGGCGAUAACCUCAUGGAACUCACUGAGUCCUGCCCUGAGAUUUUCAAGAACACACAGGCCGAAUUCUCACCCAGAACACCGCUACACUGCACCGCUACACUGCCCGUGUGCCCAUGUUUUCCGGUUCUGUCACUUUCCGGUUCUGGCUCCGUGCUGCAAAGCUUUGUGACUGUUGAGGAAGCGUUCAGAGGCUUUCAUGUGGCAGUGGCUCUAGUGGCCUUUGGCGAUCUACAGUGGCAGAAGCAGCCGACGCAACCCGUAAAGGCGGUGGCUGUGGGCAAGCGCGUCAAGAAGGUUGUACAUGAUGAGAAGGUGCACUUCUAUGUUUCUCCUUUUCAACGAACGUUGCAAACGGCCAGAAACAUGAUCUUCUCCGCUUUCGACCCUUACCAGGUUGUAGCUGUCUCUGUGGAUCCCAGAAUUCGCGAGCAAGAGUUUGGAAACUUGCAAGGUGACAACUUCGUCGGCCUUCGUCAAGAGAGCACGAAGAUCAGAAGAUUUUGGUAUCGCUUUCCGACUGGGGAGAGUGGUGCUGAUGUCUAUGACCGAACCCGACAGUGGUGGGAUUCGAUGAUGGAUAGACACCUGAUGGAACAGAGCGGGGCCAGCUCCAUUAUAGUUGUUACCCACGGAUUGACCAUGCGGCUAAUCUUGAUGCAGCUAUUCCACUGGUCGCCCAACACCUUUCACACCGUUUGGAAUCCCGACAACUGUGCGAUGUAUGUUCUGCAGAAGAACAUGUCGAGCUCAGCUCAUUAUCCUUAUUUCGUUGAUGAAGCAGAGGGCGACCGCAUAAUGUCUUCUAUCGAUCUUGUUGUCACGUUUCAAGACAACUCGACGAAGCAGUUGACAAUGGUCGAUUAUCUGUCCAUUCCACCGCCACGUACUCUUCAACUUCCGGCGGUCAAGGAGCUCCUCGCUGAGCAGUUUGGCCUUGACCCUCUCGAUAUCAAGGGCAUCGACUUCUACAACGGAAUCUUUCAGCGCUUCAAGUGA
Molecule: messenger RNA, 1221 nt
Organism: Symbiodinium sp. CCMP2456
Lineage: Eukaryota; Dinophyceae; Suessiales; Symbiodiniaceae
Source: the annotation of a GenBank genome assembly